Messenger RNA from Mya arenaria, 930 nucleotides. RefSeq names its product ficolin-3-like. The record is from RefSeq and is a predicted model, not a curated record. Lineage: Eukaryota; Metazoa; Mollusca; Bivalvia; Myida; Myidae. The transcript has 6 exons. The coding region runs from base 1 to 930 and encodes 309 amino acids.
AUGUCGUUGUCAGACGAACAUGCCAAACGGUCGCCUGAAGAACACUUGGAGACAUCACUGGCUGAAAAACACGCCAAACGAGCGCCUGAAGUGCAUGAAUGUGAUAUCUGCUGUUCGACUCAGCUCUGCAAUAGCGAGUGCGCAAGAGCAGUCGACGGAGGCUGGGGAGAUUGGGGCACGUGGUCUCAGUGUUCGAAGACAUGUGAUAAUGGCACCCAGUCACGUGGUAGAUCAUGUGACUCACCAACACCUGCAGGGGGUGGAGCUGUCUGUGCAGGAUUGAACUCCCAGUCACAAGGAUGUUCUGAAAUGAGCUGUCCAGCAGCUGAUUGCUCUGACUUGCUGAAUAGUGGCGGUUCCUGGCCGUCCGGCGUUUACAGAAUGGUUACCUGGCAAACACACAAAAGAUUUAACGUAUUCUGCGAUAUGGACACUGAUGGUGGUGGAUGGACAGUGUUCCAAUACCGGUUCAAUGGCAGUGUGGAUUUUUACAAGAACCUUCACAACUACGAGGCUGGAUUUGGAUCGCUUCAUGGAGAGUUUUGGCUAAGUUUGCGGUAUCUGGCUGAACAGACAUCUCGUCGUCACAACAACACGCUACGUAUCGAUCUGGUAUCCGCCAAUGGAACGAGGGGGUAUGACGUGUACGAGGGAUUUAGCAUCGGACGUCCAAGAACUUAUGCGCUACAUGUGGGCCAAAGGAUCGACUCGUUAAACUUGAACCAACCUGGCAGUCUAUACCCAUACCACAACGGUAUGUUAUUUUCGACGUUCGACCAUGACCACGACCAUUGGCAUUACAGCAACUGUGCCGUCCUGGAACACGGUGCGUGGUGGUACAAUGAUUGUUACUAUGCAAACUUAAAUGGACAAUACGACGUUCCUGGUACCCACAAUCCCUUAGGGAUAACGUAUGAUGCAUUUAUGUGA